Messenger RNA from Crotalus tigris (Tiger rattlesnake), 5041 nucleotides. It is a transcript of the gene PTK2, whose product is annotated as protein tyrosine kinase 2. The transcript is spliced from 35 exons. Gene Ontology annotation, cellular component: cytoskeleton; focal adhesion. The record is from RefSeq and is a predicted model, not a curated record. Gene Ontology annotation, molecular function: ATP binding; protein tyrosine kinase activity. The coding region runs from base 346 to 3771 and encodes 1141 amino acids. Lineage: Eukaryota; Metazoa; Chordata; Lepidosauria; Squamata; Viperidae. Gene Ontology annotation, biological process: signal complex assembly; protein phosphorylation.
UUGGUCACCUUCCUUUUUGCUUCCUCGUCUGGGGGAAAAAGGCAGAGAAAGACCCUGCCUUACAGCCUUCUGGCUGCCGGAUCGGAUCACCGAGGAAGGGGCUGGCUGCUGGGGGGGGGGAGAGGUUCUCCUCAAUUUUGGCUUCCACCUCUGUGCCAAAGUGAAGCAAACAAGAGACUAGCCGGGAUUCCUCCCCCUGCCGUUGUCGCCGGAGUCCAUUCAAGUGGCAGACUUCCCAGCCCACCCCCAGGAGUCAAUCCGACUAGAGAGAGAGAGAGAGAGUGCUGAAUUGGAUCAUUGUCACUGCCGCCCGGAGCCUGGCACGACCCCUGCACAAUUGUGUGUAUGUGGCUGUUGGAUUUGUCCGGGCAGCAGGCCCGGAAGCAAGCAGGUGUUACGUACAUGGAGAGGAGCGGCUGUAGUCCAUUUCCAAUAUGCUGGGCUAAAGAAUAUGACAGAUACCUAGCAUCUAGCAAAACUAUGGCAGCAGCUUAUCUAGACCCAAACUUGAAUCAUACGCCAAGCUCAAGCACAAAAACGCACCUCAGUUCCGGGGUGGAACGUUCUCCGGGGACAAUGGAACGAGUCCUGAAAGUUUUUCAUUAUUUUGAAAGCAACAGUGAACCAACAACGUGGGCCAGUAUUAUCCGACAUGGAGAUGCCACAGAUGUUUGGGGCAUAAUUCAGAAGAUCGUGGACUGUCACAAAGUAAAAAAUGUCGCCUGUUUCGGUUUACGGCUUAGUCACCUACAGUCCGAGGAAGUUCACUGGCUACAUCCAGACAUGGGGGUCUCCAACGUGAGAGAGAAAUUUGAAGUAGGACAUGCACCAGAGGAAUGGAAGUAUGAGUUGCGAAUUCGAUACUUACCGAAAGGAUUUCUGAACCAGUUUACUGAAGAUAAGCCAACGUUAAAUUUUUUAUACCAGCAGGUGAAAAAUGACUAUAUGCUAGAGAUAGCAGAUCAGGUGGACCAGGAAAUUGCCUUGAAGCUAGGAUGCCUUGAAAUCCGGAGAUCAUACUGCGAAAUGAGAGGCAACGCACUGGAUAAAAAGUCCAACUACGAAGUCUUAGAGAAAGAUGUCGGUUUAAGAAGAUUUUUUCCAAAGAGUUUACUGGAUUCAGUAAAGGCCAAAAAUCUACGAAAAAUGAUACAGCAAACGUUUCGACAAUUUGCCAACCUCAAUAGAGAAGAAAGUAUUUUGAAAUUCUUUGAGAUUCUCUCACCAGUAUACCGAUUCGAUAAGGAAUGCUUCAAGUGUGCCCUUGGAUCCAGCUGGAUUAUUUCAGUGGAAUUGGCCAUCGGUCCAGAAGAAGGAAUCAGCUACCUUACGGACAAAGGAUCCAAUCCCACCCAUUUGGCAGAUUUCCAUCAAGUGCAGACCAUCCAGUAUUCAACUAAUGAAGACAAGGACCGAAAAGGAAUGCUCCAGAUGAAAAUUGCCGGAGCGCCAGAACCUCUGACAGUGACAGCACCAUCCUUAACCAUUGCAGAGAACAUGGCUGACUUGAUAGACGGCUAUUGCCGACUGGUCACGGGGGCGACCCAGUCUUUUAUUAUCCGAACCCAGAAAGAAGGCGAAAGAGCUUUACCAUCCAUACCAAAGCUGGCCAACAACGAGAAGCAAGGCAUACGGUCACAUACGGUAUCUGUAUCAGGAGUCAGUCACUGUCAACAUAAAGUAAAGAGAGCCAGACCCUUUGUCCCUUUUGUCUUGUGUUCACAUGAAUCACCGGCUAAGGAUGAAAUUAGUGGGGACGAAACAGAUGACUAUGCAGAGAUCAUAGAUGAAGAAGAUACGUAUACCAUGCCUUCAAAAAGCUAUGGAAUAGAUGAAGCCAGGGAUUAUGAGAUUCAGAGGGAGCGGAUUGAACUGGGACGCUGCAUCGGUGAAGGGCAGUUUGGUGAUGUUCACCAAGGAGUUUAUGUCACUCCAGAAAACCCUGCCAUGGCAGUUGCAAUCAAAACGUGUAAAAACUGUACUUCAGACAGCAUCAGAGAGAAAUUCUUGCAAGAAGCCUUAACGAUGCGUCAAUUUGACCACCCCCACAUUGUCAAGCUGAUUGGUGUCAUUACGGAAAACCCUGUCUGGAUCAUUAUGGAGCUGUGUACCCAGGGAGAGCUGAGAUCGUUUCUCCAAGUCAGAAAAUACAGCUUAGAUCUGGCGUCUUUGAUACUUUACGCUUAUCAACUUAGCACAGCCCUUGCCUACUUAGAGAGCAAACGGUUUGUACAUAGGGAUAUUGCUGCUAGGAAUGUACUGGUGUCCUCUACAGACUGUGUGAAACUAGGUGACUUUGGUUUGUCUCGGUAUAUGGAAGAUAGCACAUAUUAUAAAGCUUCAAAAGGAAAAUUGCCCAUCAAGUGGAUGGCCCCAGAAUCCAUCAACUUCCGACGUUUUACCUCAGCCAGUGAUGUUUGGAUGUUUGGUGUAUGCAUGUGGGAAAUCUUAAUGCAUGGCAUUAAACCCUUUCAAGGGGUGAAGAACAACGACGUGAUUGGCCGGAUCGAAAACGGCGAGCGAUUGCCGAUGCCGCCCAACUGCCCACCUACUCUCUACAGCCUCAUGACCAAAUGUUGGGCGUAUGAUCCCAGCAGGCGUCCGCGAUUUACGGAACUUAAAGCUCAACUGAAUACGAUCCUGGAGGAGGAGAAGCUGCAGCAGGAAGAACGAGUAAGGAUGGAGUCCAGGCGACAAGUCACCGUGUCCUGGGAUUCUGGAGGAUCCGAUGAAGCUCCUCCCAAGCCCAGCAGACCCGGUUACCCCAGUCCAAGAUCAAGUGAAGGAUUUUAUCCCAGUCCACAGCACAUGAUACAACCCAAUCACUACCAGGUUUCAGGCUAUCCCGGUCCCCAUGGAAUUCCAUCCCUGGCAGGUAGCAUUUAUCCAGGACAAGCUUCUCUGUUGGAUCAAACAGAUUCCUGGAACCAUCGGCCUCAAGACAUAUCCAUGUGGCAACCCAACAUGGAGGAUUCUGGCACUUUGGAUAUGCGCGGAAUGGGACAUGUCCUACCAGCACAUCUAAUGGAAGAGAGAUUGAUACGACAGCAGCAGGAAAUGGAGGAAGACCAGAGAUGGUUGGAAAAGGAGGAGCGGUUUCUGAAACCCGACGUGAGGCUGUCCAGAGGGAGCAUUGACCGAGAGGACGGAAGUCUCCAGGGUCCGGCUUCUAACCAGCACAUUUAUCAGCCUGUGGGCAAACCAGAUCAUGCUGCCCCACCCAAAAAGCCACCACGCCCUGGAGCUCCCAGCCACUUGGGCAGCCUUGCCAGCCUCAACAACCCUGUGGACAGCUACAACGAAGGGGUUAAGCCGUGGCGGAUUCAGCCACAGGAGAUCAGCCCUCCUCCCACGGCUAACUUGGAUCGCUCAAACGACAAGGUGUACGAGAACGUCACCGGCUUGGUCAAGGCGGUCAUAGAAAUGUCGAGCAAAAUCCAGCCAGCGCCCCCUGAGGAGUAUGUCCCCAUGGUGAAGGAAGUCGGAUUGGCCUUGCGAACUUUAUUGGCAACCGUUGAUGAAACCAUUCUGGUCCUCCCACCAAGCACUCACAGAGAGAUCGAGAUGGCUCAGAAACUGUUGAAUUCCGACCUGGCAGAAUUGAUUAACAAGAUGAAGCUGGCUCAGCAGUACGUCAUGACCAGCUUGCAGCAGGAAUACAAGAAGCAGAUGCUGACGGCCGCUCACGCCCUCGCCGUAGACGCCAAAAACCUAUUGGAUGUUAUCGACCAGGCCAGGCUAAAGUCUCUUGGCCAGGCCAGGCCUCACUAGAAGCGGAGAAGCGGAUUUUGCAUUGCACAGGUCGAAAAAGGAUUGUUAGCCUUUAAAGCAAGCGACGGCCACCCUUUCAGCAGGAACAAGAACGGACAGCUCAACUCCAGGAUUGUCAACUUGUUGGUUCUCUCAAUUUUUUAAAUUUUUUUUUUUAAAAACCAAUGCCAAGAAAAAUCCAAAACCGAAACGCAACAAAAAACUUAGAAACCCAUUUUUUUUUUUGGUUUCACGUCAUUCAGAACGUGAAAUGUUUUUAAGACAGGGGUCAAAACCGAAACGCAACAAAAAACUUAGAAACCCAUUUUUUUUGGGUUUCACGUCAUUCAGAACGUGAAAUGUUUUUAAGACAGGGGUCCCCAACCCCCCGGUCUGUGGACCAAUACCGGGCCGUGGCAUGCCAGCAGCCGGUCCACACAAACAAGCAAAGCCCCAUCCCUGAGAUGCAGGCAGCACACAAAUCCACGCCCCCUCCGGUCCGCGGAAAAACCUCUCUUCACGGAAUCGGUGCCUGGUGGUGCCCAAAUGGUUGGGGGGCCUCUGUUUUAAGAGACGGAAUUGCUUUUUUUUUCUUCUUCUUCUUCAAACCAAGAAAAAAACUGACAAAGGAACUCUUUUGAGCUGCAUACCUGAAACCGUGUGAAGAAUUCUGGGAAACCUCAGGGCUGAGAAUUCUUUUCCACAACGUAUAAACUGCUGUGACUGGAACUCUCUCUCUCUCUUUUUUUUAUCGGAACACUUAAUAAUGCCACAAAAUGCUAAUCACAAUUUACAGAGAUGAAAAAAGCUAUAUUUUCAAAAAGUAUCUCAUUUCAAAGCAAAUUUAAGAAAAGAAAAAAAAAAGCCCUCAUCUUGUUUUCCUACUCCCGUGUGGGAUGUAUGUGAACCCUUUGGGACUUGUAGAACACAACCCAGAACUGUUUUCACCAGAAUAACAUGCCAGUUUUGUUUUUUUUUUUUAGUCGUUUUCUUUCUACGUAAGAAAUGGAGCUGCAUUUAGAAGUUCUGUAACCAUACCAUGUUCCCCAUUUUUAUAUAAUUUAUAAAGAAAAGAUUAAAGCCAUGAUAAAUAUUUUAAAACUGCUUGAAUCCAACUCAUCAAGUGCCUGACUGUGGAACUGAUAAGAAUGCAUGCAUGCAUGCAUCCUUUGCGGGAGAGAAUGAGGCAUUUCGAAGUAUGCAAAAUUGCAAGCCUUCAAUAAAAUGAGAAAAGAGGCGCCCAACAGCCCGGCUCCUCGAAAGAGAGUAAAAAUGUCUGAUGUAAAUCCAA